AUGACCCACAUCUCUGGUUUUCCUCCCAUCGUUUCCCACCGCUUCCCACACCAUCAGCCAUGGGAGGAUCGCCGCCCUCAAAGCCAAUCAGCAUCACCAGCGCCACGUGCCUCCAACUCUUCAUCGCAACCGUUAGAUCUUCAGCGCGCACUUUCCUGCGAUCGCGCUUCCCUUUCCAGCAUCGGCUUGUCGACCCCCUCGCCCUCGCGCAACGCGGGCGGAAGCGGAAGGAUUCCCGCAUCGCCCGGGCACGGAAGCGGAGGUAUUACUCCGCAACCGAACGCUUCCCCCGGUCUUCUCCCCCCGCACUCCCCCAUGGUGUUGCGCGAGUGGGAGGAAUUUUUGUUCGUUAAGAAUGCUUCCCCCUCCCCCACCGCUACCUUCCGCCGAUCCCGCCUUGGCGCGGGAUCGGGGGAGGGAGCCAAUGGCGGCGGGGAAAGCAUAAGCGGGUUACAGCUGGACUCGGGCUCCGCGAACAACGGCGGAAUUGGCGGAGACGAUUCGAACAGGGACCCUGCGCUGCGAAACAUUCGCCUGCCGAUUCACAAGGUCGUUCGCAGCAGCUGGCCGAGGUAUCGCCUGCGACGUCGCGACCAUUUCGGCGUCGCCAUGGAAGGCGUCGCUGAGGGCGACGAGAACGAAGACGACGACGACUCGUCGCCGUCGUCGCCUGCUGUCGCAGGGCUGCCUGAACGAAGCGAGAGCGAUCCUUCUGCGACAGGCACGCCAGGACUAGAACAAGCCGCGUCGGUUGCGGUUACCAUUUUCUCCGAAGCUGCCAGCGGCUCGAAACCGUCCCACGUGGCAAAAUCCGGAACAUUAUCCGUUAGUCAACGACUUGCAGCAGCAAACGGCUCCCCAGCAGCUGGUAACUCCAGGCCCGUGUCGCGUCGCCUAUCCGGGCAGAUGCGGCUCGGGGACGGAGCCAGCGGAAAAUCCGGGUUACUCGACGUUUCUGCAGCCAAUCAGCGUGGAGAAAACGCACGUGGUGGUGACUCGAGUGAUAGUGGCGGAGGGUUUGUGAAUAUGGCGGAAGGGAUGAUGGCGGGAGGAAACGCGGGAAAAUUGUUUCAGCUGCUGGAGCAAGUGGACAAGCACGGAGAUUAUUUCCGUGGUGACGUGGAGGACCCUGAUUUGACGAGCAGCGUAGAGUUGGAAGACGAGGCGACGGAUGACGAACCAGGGUUUCUCGCGCGGACUGACGUGGCGCGGCUCGUAACGGACGGCACGGAUACGCAAUACCUGCCGCGACUGAACAAGUACUUCCCCUUCGGCGCGUUCACCAUCUUCAUCAUGAUGCAGGCGCUAGUGGCGGUGGUCGACUCGCCCUCCGACAAGCGCGCCAUGACUGCCACGUCACUCGCCAUCUGCUUCGCCGUCGCGUCGCUCUGCCCCUUCAUCAAGCGCACCGGACACACCGCGCUCGUUCCGCGCAACAGUUGGAAGUGGCCGUUGGCAGUGCGGGUGGGCUCAACCAACCUCUUCAUUCACGCCGAUGCUCAAACCCUCGCCCAUGCCGUCACCAAGGCCAUCGCAUUCGUGCCUCUGGGAAUCUGCAACGACACGGCUGCCAGCAUUCUCUUCCCAGGUCUACAGCCCUACUGGCUGCUGUUGAUCCAGCUCUCCACCUUCCUCCUCGUCGCCUCUCUCACCUUCUUCGUGCAUGACCACGUGCCAUCCAUCCGCACAGCAGCCCGCCCAUUGGAACCUUCGCUGUAA
Molecule: messenger RNA, 1719 nt
Organism: Closterium sp. Yama58-4
Lineage: Eukaryota; Viridiplantae; Streptophyta; Zygnematophyceae; Desmidiales; Closteriaceae
Source: the annotation of a GenBank genome assembly